AUGGAGGGCUGGUUGUUCUGGUAUCGAAAGAUGUUGGAGUUAGGCCACGACAAGCCUGCCAUGAGCGAGAGUGACGAGGUGCAUCGGCAUAAGGCUGACUCAGAGAAGGAGAUGCUGGGGUUCCUGCUGGGCAACGAGGACUCGAGGAAGUUUCGGGAUAUCGUCGAGAGUUGUUCGAGUCACGAGCGAGAGGAGGUGAUCCGAGUAGUGGCGUAUCAGCUUCAGACUCUCGGGGUUGUCGUCAGAGUCUUGCAGCUCUUCCUGCAGGUCAGGACCCUCGUAUCAGCGAGUAGAGUUGAUGUGUGGCUGGUCGAUGAAGGCAAGAAGCAAAUCAUGCUGUGGGCUCCUGGCAAUCGUUCGAAGAGAAUCAAAUCAUUCUGCAAGGAAGAAGUAGAAGCAGAUUACACGCUCUCUGCUGCUGAGAGACUCUGUCAGCCGAUCAGACAUCAAGGAGUUGUCGUGGCUCUUGUCGAAUGCCAUGACAAGAUUGCUCCUUCGCACCUGCAAGAUCGCAAGGCAAAGUUCUCCACCAUGGAUCAUCUCCUGUUGCAAGCAGUCUGCGACCAAGGAGGAAUGCUCUUCCAUCGGAUCAACACAUUACUCCAAACCAUCCAAGUCGUCGACCGGGCGCUCAAGUCUCAUAUCCUUCUCGGCCCUAAUUCAUGCAGCCCUAUGGACCUUUAUCGACUUGUCACCAUCCAGUUUUCACGGAUCAGAGAUAUCUUGAACGCCACCACCUGCGUGGUCUACAUGCUCACUGAUGAGAGCUCGCCUCAGAAAUGUCUGUGGACGAGACGGCAGGACGAGUGCGAGGAUCUUCUACAAGUUUCUCUUGGGACGGGAGUCGUUGGGUGGGUAGCAGAGUCAGAGGAAGCAAUCUUGCUGGACGAGCCACAAAAGAGUAGGAAAUUCGACCGCCUUGUCGACACGGCUUACAGUCCGGCAACUACGAGCGUGCAGAGUCUGAUGGUGAUGCCGAUACGGAGCGAAGAUGGGCCUCUCUUGGGGACUUGCUCCAUGAUCAACAAAGCCAAAGUCACUGGGAAUUUCAACGACUCCGACAAGCGAUUCUUGGAAAACUGCAUCAGACAGAUCUCUGUCAGUAUCAGUGGGAUGAAAACACACCAGCUGGAGCUCCUUCUCACGAGGUGA
This is a messenger RNA of Guillardia theta CCMP2712, 1152 nucleotides long. RefSeq lists its product as hypothetical. The transcript is spliced from 5 exons. The coding region runs from base 1 to 1152 and encodes 383 amino acids. NCBI's taxonomy places the organism in Eukaryota, Cryptophyceae, Pyrenomonadales, Geminigeraceae. Gene Ontology annotation, molecular function: protein binding. The record is from RefSeq and is a predicted model, not a curated record.